This is a messenger RNA of Sporisorium graminicola, 1515 nucleotides long. RefSeq lists its product as uncharacterized. Gene Ontology annotation, biological process: lipid metabolic process. The coding region runs from base 1 to 1515 and encodes 504 amino acids. The record is from RefSeq and is a predicted model, not a curated record. The transcript has a single exon. Lineage: Eukaryota; Fungi; Basidiomycota; Ustilaginomycetes; Ustilaginales; Ustilaginaceae.
AUGACGAUCCAGGAAAAGGCGUCCGAAUUCUUCGCCGGUCUGGCCGGUAAACAGACCCACUCCAAACUCGGCUUCAAGCUGCUCGCCUCUGAUCCGGUCCUCGACACCUUCCGCAACUUGGGCUUCAAGGUGGUCGAGUACGAUGUGCCUCCGUAUCCGCUCUGGACCGCCGGGAUCAUAGCAGUACGCAUGCUGUCCUUCAUUGUAGGAUCCGCCGUCAUCGCUUACUUUCUCUACCACAAGGUCGCCGUCAAGUCGCAGGUGGGCAAAUGGUUUUCCAUUCUCUCGCUCAUCGUCUCGCUCCUCGCUUGGCCGCUAGUCACGGGUCGUUCGGGCGUUAUGCUGCUCGACUUUUGGCGUCCUGCGCUCGGAUUCCGCUCGAGCUUGCUCGUCUGGGACAUCUUCCACAUUCGCACCGUUCAGGAGGUCAACUCAUGGUCGUUUGCUCGCUUCUUUGCCCAGCUCUGGACGUUCCCCAAGGAACUCGACGAACUUGCUGAACGCACUGCCGAGGAGGGGUACGAGCGCAACGCAAGGAUCGAGAAUCUCAAGGGAAUGCCCAAAGUGGCCGUCGAGUUUGUCGCCAUGUUUGCCACGCUCUACUUUAUCCCUCCCUAUGAGCUGACGCGCAACAUGAGCCAGCUGGCCUACCAUGGCUACUGCUACGCGCUCGGUCUCUGCAUUCUCAUGGCUCUUGCGCUCUUCGGCGAUGGUCUGCUCAAGCUCCUCGGCAUCCUCAUCGACGUCGAAAUGGCCGACAUGUUUGAAAACCCCUUGGGCACCACAAACAUCCGUCUCUUCUGGAGCCAUUGGAACCGCGCCAUCGCAAGCGUGCUCCACCGUGUCGUGUUUGGCGGUGGAAAGAGCAAGGUGACGCUUCGAAAGAAGAAGGCAGCUGCGCAGGCGGCUGCCGCCAAGAAGCGUUUCUCGCACAUGGACGGCUUGUCCGAGACCGAUGCCGGCCACACUUCGGGCGAAGACGAGCACGCCCACUCGAACGGCAACGGUGGACGCAAGCGCAACACGUCCGGUCUCAAGCCUCUGUCGUCCGUCAACGGUGACGCUGAAGUCCGACAGCGCAAGAAUGCCGCGACACCUACCAAGGCCAACGGUGGUGCCCCCAAGGCUGGAGGAGCUCCCGCCAAGAAAUCGUCGUUCCUGCCCAAGGCUGCCGCCGCCAUCAUCACUUUCGCCAUGAGCGGCAUCUUCCACGAACACAUCACCUACUUUACGCUCGGUUUUGCCAACGGCGAGAACUUUGUCUUCUUCCUGCUCAACGGACUUGCUACCGUGGCGUCGACGUGGUUCAAACGUAGCUACCCUGACCUCAACAGCAAGAUCCCCACGCUGGUUUCGGUCUUGUUGCUUCACUCCUUCUUCUUGGCCGCUAUUCCGCUCUUCUGCUCGCCCUUCAUCAGAUCGGGCUUCUUUGUGCAGCUCGAAGCGCUCAGGUAUGAGUUGAUGCCGAUCAGGGACAGGCCCCGUGGCAGCUUCGUGUAUCUGUUUGGACAGUAA